UUCCAUGUCAAUUAUUUACUUACCUUUCACGCUCUCACUUCUUUCCCCACUUUUCUACUACUCAUUAACUUUUGGUUUCCACUAGUUUUGUUCUUUCUGUUCUAACUUUUCCCCAACUAUUCAGCUGUACCUCUACUCUCUACCCCGUAAGUUUCUCUUCUUUUUUUUUUUGUCCUUUUUUUUUUUCAUACCCUUUUCCAUUUCAGGUCCGGAUAAGUUGCGACUUGUUUGCAGAUCCAUGAUAUCCCAUAAUCGUUUUCCCAAAAAUUUUGGUUGUGCCAGUUCGAUGAAUGGUGCUCUUGCUCUUUAUUAGUUGAGGAGGAAUAUUAGAUGGAGGAAGACUCUGAAUUCCGCCAGUGGGAUGACCUAAUACCCGAUGCACUUGGACUAAUUUUCAGGCAUUUGCCAUUACAGGAGAUACUAACUGUUAUACCAAGGGUUUGCAAAUCAUGGGGAAGAGCAGUUACUGGACCUUAUUGCUGGCAGGAGAUUGACAUUGAGCAAUGGAGCCGGCAUCGCCGGCCUGAGAUCCUUCACCGAAUGCUUGAAAUGCUGAUCACCAGAAGCGCAGGUGCUCUCCGCAAGCUCUGUGUUUCUGGUUUGCCUAAUGACCAGGCUUUGCCUUUGAUUGCAGACCAUUAUAUUGUUUUCCUGUUAUCCAUUUUGGUUGCAAGUGCCAAAUCUCUUCAGACAUUGAGGCUACCCAGAAGCGAAGUCAAUGAUCCAAUAAUGGAACAGAUUGCUGCAAGGCUUUCUACCCUUACUUUCUUGGAUGUAAGCUACUGCAGAAACAUAGGGGCCCCUGCACUCGAGGCAAUUGGUAAGCAUUGUAAAUGUCUUACAGGAUUGCGCAGAAAUAUGUAUCCUCGGGAGAUAAUUGACAAAUUCUGUCAAAAUGACGAGGCAGUUGCAAUAGCAGAUACAAUGCCUAAGCUCAAGCACCUUGAGAUAGCUUAUCUGUUAAUCUAUACGGAAGCUGUUCUCAAGAUAAUCAUGAGCUGCCCUGAUCUUCAAUUAUUGGACGUCCGAGGGUGUUGGAAUGUGAAACUCGAUGUCAAGAGAUUCCUUUUAUGCGGUCUGAAGGUGAUCGGACCACUAGAAGAUGGUUAUUAUGAUAUUAAUGGCUGGGAUGAUUGCUCAAAUUAUUCAGGUUCUUCUGGUUACUUGGCUUGGGACUUUUUAGCUGGUGAAAUUGAUGAUGACUAUGAUUUUGAGUUGGACUAUGAGAUGUCUGAUGGGAUUUGGGGGGACGAACAGAGUAUGGAAGAUGUGGAAAUGACGUUCUAUGAUGGUUUUGAUUUCGAUCAUGCUGGGUGGUUUGAUUGGCCUCCGUCUCCAUAAAAUUUGCCUGUGAUGGUGUUUGCUGGAGUUUCCCAUGGAGCUAGAUGCUCUUAUUGCGCUUUCUCUCGUGUAGCAACUAUGCUUUUGCUACUGCUUGGCUGAUUUUUUUUUUUUUAUUUUUUUUUUGAUAAAUCUACUACUUAGCUGUUUUGUAUUAAGCUUCUAUAUGAAUUGUAUUUUACAACGUUUUUACUAUGUAAUAUACAUAUGAAUGCAAAUGAAAUUGUAUCCUUUUCACUA
This is a messenger RNA of Ziziphus jujuba (common jujube), 1581 nucleotides long. Its product is annotated as F-box protein FBW2. Gene Ontology annotation, molecular function: protein binding. The coding region runs from base 331 to 1341 and encodes 336 amino acids. The transcript is spliced from 4 exons. Lineage: Eukaryota; Viridiplantae; Streptophyta; Magnoliopsida; Rosales; Rhamnaceae. The record is from RefSeq and is a predicted model, not a curated record.